AUGGCUCCAUCACUCUUUCGCGCCGUUCGCCCGGCUGCUCAGCUUUACCGCUCGAGCGUGCCAUCGACCUCCAGCCGGCUUCUUUCGACGACUGCAAGCCGCUCGCUCGCAUCCGAGGCUCAGGAUACUACUCCUUCCGCUAAGGCAGUCCCCACCUUGCCCGCCACAUCUGCCUUCACCGUUGAAGAGCUCCACGACAAGAGCGCACAGGAGAUUCUUCGCGAGGGCGGCACCAGAAAGGACCGCUCGCUUCGUCACUUUACUGUCAACUUUGGUCCUCAGCAUCCUGCCGCCCACGGUGUGUUGCGUUUGAUUCUCGAGCUUAAUGGAGAGGAGAUCCUUCGAACAGACCCCCACAUCGGUCUCUUGCACCGAGGUACCGAAAAGCUGAUCGAGUACAAAACCUACACACAGGCACUUCCUUACUUUGACCGACUUGACUAUGUUUCCAUGAUGACUAACGAGCUCUGCUACUCGCGAGCCGUUGAGAAGCUUCUCAACAUCGAGGUUCCCGAGCGAGCCAAGUGGAUUCGUACCAUGUUCGGAGAGAUGACCCGUAUUCUCAACCACUGCAUGGCUGUCCUUUCGCACGUCAUGGAUGUUGGCGGUCUCACUCCCUUCUUGUGGGCAUUCGAAGAGCGUGAGAAGCUCAUGGAGUUCUACGAGCGUGUUUCCGGUGCUCGUCUCCACGCUGCUUACGUUCGUCCCGGUGGUGUUGCAUACGAUCUUCCCCCUGGUUUGUUGGACGACAUUUACAAAUGGGCUACUCAGUUUGGUUCGCGUGUCGACGAGAUCGAGGAGGUUGUUACUGGUAACCGUAUCUGGAAAGGCCGUACCAUUGGUAUCGGCAAGGUGACUGCUCAGCAGGCGCUCGACUACGGUUUCUCGGGUGUCAUGCUCCGUGGUUCCGGAAUUCCUUGGGAUAUUCGUAAAGUCGCUCCUUACGACGCUUAUGACCAGGUCGAGUUCGACGUCCCCGUCGGCAAAAACGGUGAUUGCUACGACCGAUACCUCUGCCGUGUCGAAGAGUUCCGUCAGUCGCUCCGCAUCAUCGAGCAGUGCUUGAACAAGAUGCCUGCCGGUCAGAUCAAGGUCGACGACCACAAGCUUGUACCACCACCGCGUGCCACGAUGAAGGAGAGCAUGGAGUCGCUCAUUCACCACUUUAAGCUCUUCUCGGAAGGUUACGCCGUUCCACCUGGUGAGACCUACUCAGCUAUCGAGGCGCCUAAGGGUGAGAUGGGUGUCUACCUUGUUUCUGAUGGUACUAACCGUCCAUACCGAUGCAAGAUCCGUGCCCCUGGAUUCGCUCACUUGGCAGGUGCUGAUUUCAUGGCACGACACCACUACAUUCCCGACAUAGUGGCUAUCAUUGGUACCCUCGAUCUUGUGUUUGGUGAGGUGGACCGUUAA
Messenger RNA from Ustilago hordei, 1413 nucleotides. Its product is annotated as putative NADH dehydrogenase (ubiquinone) 49K chain. The coding region runs from base 1 to 1413 and encodes 470 amino acids. Gene Ontology annotation, biological process: mitochondrial electron transport, NADH to ubiquinone. The record is from RefSeq and is a predicted model, not a curated record. The transcript is spliced from 2 exons. Gene Ontology annotation, molecular function: NAD binding; quinone binding; NADH dehydrogenase (ubiquinone) activity. NCBI's taxonomy places the organism in Eukaryota, Fungi, Basidiomycota, Ustilaginomycetes, Ustilaginales, Ustilaginaceae.